CUAUCUCUAUGGGUCAGGGACAAGAAGUUCAUGCACGCAAGCUAACUCAGACGUCAAUGCAGCAGGGGGGCUGGGUGUUACUUCAGAACUGUCACCUAGGCCUGGAUUUCAUGGAUGAACUACUGGAAACAGUUGUUACUGCAGAGAUUCCUAAUGAGACCUUUCGAGUUUGGAUAACCACUGAGCCACAUGACAAGUUCCCAAUUACACUGCUACAGAUUUCUAUAAAGUUCACAAAUGAACCUCCCCAGGGUGUACGUGCAGGUUUGAAAAGAACAUUUUCAGGAAUUAAUCAAGACCUGCUAGAUGUCAGCAAUAUGCCUAUGUGGAAACCUCUGCUUUACACUGUAGCUUUCCUACAUUCCACUGUACAGGAGCGGCGCAAGUUUGGCCCUUUGGGUUGGAAUAUUCCCUAUGAAUUCAACUCUGCUGACUUUACAGCCAGCGUUCAGUUUAUACAGAAUCACUUAGAUGAAUGUGACAUCAAGAAAGGUAUAUCAUGGAGCACAGUACGAUACAUGAUUGGAGAAGUACAAUAUGGAGGUCGAGUCACUGAUGAUUAUGAUAAGCGUCUUCUUAAUUGUUUUGCAAGGGUGUGGUUCAGUGAAAAGAUGUUUGAGAGCACAUUUUGUUUCUACACUGGAUAUAAAAUCCCAGUAUGCAAAACUCUGGAUCAGUAUCAGGAGUACAUUCAGACCCUCCCUGCCAUGGAUAGCCCAGAAGUCUUUGGUCUUCACCCAAAUGCUGACAUCACAUAUCAGAGUAACACCGCAGCCAAUGUUCUUGACACCAUUACCAAUAUUCAACCUAAGGAAAGUGGAGGUGGAGCAGGAGAAACUCGUGAAGCCAUUGUAUACCGAUUAGCUGAAGAUAUGCUGGACAAACUGCCUCCUGAUUAUGUACCCCAUGAGGUGAAAGCCCGUUUAAUAAAGAUGGGACACCUUAAUUCUAUGAAUAUUUUUCUUCGUCAAGAAAUUGACCGAAUGCAAAAGGUUAUUACAAUACUCCGAAACAGUCUGAAUGAUCUUAAGUUAGCCAUAGAAGGAACCAUUAUUAUGAGUGAGAAUUUGAGAGAUGCACUUGAUAAUAUGUAUGAUGCUCGAAUUCCUCAACUGUGGAAAAGGGUAUCUUGGGAUUCUUCAACACUUGGAUUCUGGUUUACUGAACUCCUGGAAAGAAAUACUCAGUUCCAUACCUGGAUAUUUGAAGGGAGACCAAAUGUAUUUUGGAUGACUGGAUUCUUUAAUCCACAAGGAUUCCUGACAGCAAUGAGACAAGAAGCAACUCGAGCGCAUAAAGGCUGGGCGUUAGAUACAGUUACAAUACAUAAUGAAGUUUUAAAGCAAUCUAAAGAAGAAAUCACAACACCCCCUAAUGAAGGGGUUUAUAUUUACGGACUGUACUUGGAUGGCGCAGGCUGGGACAGACGUAAUAGUAAACUCACUGAACCUAUACCAAAGAUUCUCUUCACAGUACUCCCUGUGGUGCACAUAUUUGCUGUUAACACAACUGGUCCCAAGGAUCCCAAACUCUAUGUUUGUCCUAUUUACAAGAAACCCAGGAGGACGGAUCUGACCUACAUCACUGUGAUCUAUUUAAGGACAAUCGUAUCUCCAGAUCACUGGAUACUGAGAGGAGUGGCACUCCUGUGUGACAUCAAGUAA
Molecule: messenger RNA, 1664 nt
Organism: Chelonoidis abingdonii (Abingdon island giant tortoise)
Lineage: Eukaryota; Metazoa; Chordata; Testudines; Testudinidae
Source: RefSeq, a predicted model, not a curated record